This is a messenger RNA of Hypomesus transpacificus, 3240 nucleotides long. RefSeq names its product lysine-specific histone demethylase 1B. Gene Ontology annotation, molecular function: oxidoreductase activity; zinc ion binding; protein binding. The coding region runs from base 140 to 2647 and encodes 835 amino acids. Lineage: Eukaryota; Metazoa; Chordata; Actinopteri; Osmeriformes; Osmeridae. The transcript is spliced from 21 exons. The record is from RefSeq and is a predicted model, not a curated record.
AAGUGGGCUCUGAUGACAGAGUCGCAUUGAUUUUCUCCACAUUAAAACAACAACAAAGACACAUUUAUUCAAGAAAUAAGACGUCGUCCCGGCAGUAUAUAAAUAAAUAUAGAACCCCAAAAAGGGAGUCGGCCCAGCCAUGCUUACGGAUGCAGAUCAAUUUCCAGAUGCUUCCGGCGCAAAGAGGCCCAAGAAGAGAACAGCUGCGAUGGAUUCGCCGGGAGAUGGCCAGUCCUUACGCUCCUCUGGAAGGCAGAGCAACGUUAGAGUGAAGCGCAGCAACAACCCUCCUCCUGGGCAGACUAAAAGGAAGUCCACGGACACAGAGGAAGAGGAGGACCAGGGUGAUAAGAAGUACAGGAAGUGUGAGAAGGCUGGAUGCAGCGCCACGUAUCCAGUGUGUUUUGCUAGUGCUUCUGAGAGGUGUGCAAAAAAUGGCUACACGUCACGCUGGUACCACUUGUCUUGUGGAGAGCACUUUUGCAAUGAAUGUUUUGAUCAUUACUACAGAAGUCACAAAGAUGGCUACGAGACAUACGCUUCCUGGAAAAAGGUCUGGACAGGAAAUGGGAAGAGUGAGCCUAGUCUAAAAGCUUUCAUGGCCGACCAGCAGCUUCCAUACUGGGUCCAGUGCACCAAGGCAGACUGUGGAAAAUGGCGUCAACUCACCAAGGAGAUCCAGCUCACUGCCUCGCUAGCGGCCACAUAUCGCUGUGGGAUGAAGUUCAACAACGUCAAGACUGAAGGACAAGACCAGUGUUCUCUACCAGAGGAUUUGAGAGUGGCUGAGGUGACUGACAGCUGGUGGCAUUCCAUGUUGAUCCUGCCCCCGUUGUUCAAGCACAGCCCUGCCAGCCCGUUCCUCUUGUCCUACUACCCAGACUGUGUAGGCAUGAGCCCCUCCGGGUCCCCUAGCAACCAGUGCCUGGCUGAGCUGAGGGCGGAUCACUGCAGGGCCGUGCAGCCCCAGAUUCCAGGGUUGUGUCCGUACUUCCAGCCCUUCUACCAGCCCAACGAGUGUGGAAAGGCCUUGUGUGUGCGACCAGACAUGAUGGAGCUGGACGAGCUGUACGAGUUCCCGGAGUUCUCCCGAGAUCCCACCAUGUACCUGGCCCUGCGCAACCUCAUCCUGGCCUCCUGGCACAGGGACUGCACGGAGGUGCUGACUCCCCAGAAAUGUGCUCCUCACAUCAUCGUGCGAGGACUGGUGCGGGUACGAUGCGUGCAGGAGAUGGACAGAGUUCUCCACUUCAUGACCAGAAAGGGGCUUAUCAACACAGGAGUUCUUUCUGUCCAACAGGCUCUUCUCCCGAAGAGAUACCACAACAAGAAUGUAAUCGUCAUCGGAGCUGGGGCAUCGGGCCUGGCCGCUUCAAGACAGCUACAGAAUUUUGGCAUGCAGGUGGUGAUCCUUGAGGCGAGGGGCCGUAUAGGAGGUCGGGUCUGGGAUGAUAUGUCCCUGGGCAUCAACGUUGGUCGUGGGGCUCAGAUCGUGAAUGGCUGCAUCAACAACCCCAUCGCGCUGAUGUGUGAGCAGCUGGGAAUGAAGAUGCACACCCUGGGAGAGAGGUGUGAUCUGCUCCAGGAGGGAGGCAGGGCCACAGACCAGGCCAUCGACAAGCGCAUGGACUUCCACUUCAACGCCAUCUUGGAUGUGAUCUCCGAGUGGAGGAAGGACAAGUCUCAGCACCAGGACACGCCCCUGGGAGAAAAAAUCCAGGAGGUUUACAAGAACUUCCUUCAGGAGUCUGGGAUCCAGUUCAGCGAGCUGGAGCAGACAGUGCUUCAGUUCCACCUCAGCAACUUGGAGUACGCCUGUGGAAGCACACUGGACCAGGUUUCUGCUAGAUCCUGGGACCACAAUGAGUUUUUUGCCCAGUUCUCCGGAGACCAUACUCUGUUAACCAGCGGCUACUCCACAAUCCUCAACAAACUCUCAGAAGGCCUUGACAUCCGCCUCAGGAACCCAGUUCACGUUAUCGACUACUCAGGAGAUGUUGUCAAGGUAACCUCCUCCAACGGUGCUCAGUGGACAGCACAGAAAGUCCUCGUUACUGUCCCAUUGACAUUACUUCAAUCAAAUUCAAUUCAAUUUAUCCCUCCUCUCCCUGAAAGAAAGCUGAAAGCCAUCCAUAGUCUUGGAGCAGGUAUAAUUGAGAAGAUUGCACUACAGUUUCCAUAUAGAUUUUGGGACAUUAAGAUCCAAGGAGCAGACUACUUCGGUCAUCUUCCUCCUCGCCCAGACAAGCGAGGGAUGUUUGGUGUGUUCUAUGACAUGGAUCCACAGAGACAGAAGAGCGUCCUCAUGUCUGUGAUCACCGGGGAUGCUGUGCCCUCCUUCAUGGCCAUGGGAGAUGAGGAGGUGGUGGAGGAGGCCAUGAUGGUGCUACGUGAACUCUUCAAGGACCAGGAAGUCCCAGAGCCGGUAAAGCACUUUGUUACGCGCUGGAGCAAAGACACGUGGUCUCAGAUGUCAUACAGCUUUGUGAAGACAGGGGGCAGCGGUGAGGCGUAUGAUGUCAUUGCUGAAGAUGUUCAGGGAAAAGUGUUUUUUGCUGGCGAGGCAACCAAUCGACACUUUCCUCAGACAGUAACAGGAGCCUAUCUGAGUGGGGUCCGGGAAGCUAGUAAAAUAGCUGCCUUGUGACUUCGAAACCCUGUCUUCAAACCCUGCCUCAAAACCCUGCCUCAGAACCCUGCCUCAGAACCCUGCCUUGACUCCUUUGAAACAUUUAUACAUCAACUUGUCACCUACCACCAUGAUAAAACAAGAUUUGACUUGACUUCACUCAAUCUACUGUACUUUGUGCAAAUGCAGGAUUCAGUGAGGAAUUGACCUUAUUCACAAUAAACACCUGACUGCCUGACAACAUCCUAUAGGAAAUGACACUCACUGAGAACCCUGUCACUGUGUUUUUGUCCAAAACUAUGCACUAAAAUGGACAACUGGGUAUAAUGUUCAAAUUAGUACUUGUUUGUAGCACUUCUGAUGUGAUUUAUUACAUGGCAUGUUUGAGAUAGGAAUGGCUGUUUUGAAACACCAAAUAAAAAUGUUUUGUAGUGUUGUCUAGUGUUUUUACCUACAGGAUGAAUCCUGAGGUCUGAUAAUUUAUAGAAUUUUGAUAUCACAAUGAUUUAAUUGUAUCCUAAUUAGGUUACCAUGUGUUUGAGUUUGUAUGCUGUUACUUUGUCAGCCGUCACAAUGCUUGAGUAUUUAUGAUGUGUAAUAAAAGAUACAUG